AUGCGUUUCACUCAGUUCUUCAACAUCCUCGCCGCCGGCUCCCUCGUCGGAAUCACUGCCGCCGCUCCGUUGGGGACUCGGACCCUGGAGGUUUCCGAGCGUGGAGUGCCUUUGGCCUCCCGUUCCACCGACGCAGUGGUGACCGUCAGCGCCCUCGCGGUCAAGACCAUCAACAACGAUGAUGGCAAGAGCUCCGCCUCAAACUCCUACACUAUGUACACCGGAGACGGAUCCACUCAGGAUGGGUGGCCUGCCAAGUCUGACUGGUGGACUGUCAACAAGCCGCUCAUCUCCGAGUCGUGCGCCAAUAACGGCUGGGGCGCGGACAACUCCGCCACUGAGACCCAGGACCUCUACGAUGCCAUUAACGAGGUCGCGGAGGAGUCCGAGGUUGAUCACCGCCUCAUCCUUGCCGUCGUCAUGCAGGAAUCCAAGGGCUGUGUCCGUGUCGUGACCACUUCCAACAGCGUGGAAAACCCCGGCCUCAUGCAGAGCUACGAGGGCACCGGCACCUGCUACGGAAAGGAGACCUGCUCGAAGGCGGAGAUCGUCCAGAUGAUCCGCGAUGGAUCCAUCGGAACCGCAGCCGGAUACGGUCUCGCCUCGCUCAUCGAUAUGUCUGACCGCACCACCGUUGCGGGCUACUACCGCGCCACGAGAAUGUACAACUCUGGCGUGUACUCCCUUGAGAGCUCCGACAAUCUGGUCUCCGCUUCCGGCGCCACCUCCUGCUACGCCUCCGACAUUGCCAACCGUCUCACCGGUUGGACCACCGCCGCCACCAAGUGCACUAACAGCUAA
Aspergillus heteromorphus CBS 117.55 is the source of this 801-nucleotide messenger RNA. Its product is annotated as muramidase. Bases 1 to 801 code for a protein of 266 amino acids. The transcript is spliced from 4 exons. NCBI's taxonomy places the organism in Eukaryota, Fungi, Ascomycota, Eurotiomycetes, Eurotiales, Aspergillaceae. The record is from RefSeq and is a predicted model, not a curated record.